Messenger RNA from Trichosporon asahii var. asahii CBS 2479, 564 nucleotides. Its product is annotated as glutathione transferase. The coding region runs from base 1 to 564 and encodes 187 amino acids. Lineage: Eukaryota; Fungi; Basidiomycota; Tremellomycetes; Trichosporonales; Trichosporonaceae. The transcript has a single exon. The record is from RefSeq and is a predicted model, not a curated record.
AUGGAAGGCAAGGUGCACACCGAGAGCGGAUCGAUUGUUCUUGGCCUCCUUGCCUCCCAGUAUGUCGCUGGCCUGGAGCAACAUCCGUCUCCCCAAUCCAUAUAUUGGUCGCAUUUCUCGGAGGGCACCAUGAUGUUGCAUCUUCAGCCAGCUCGUGUGCUCGGCAUUUUCACGGAUGCCAUCAGCAAGCGUCUUUCCCCUGAAGCAGCCCGAGGCGCGCGAGCUCUCAACGACAUGUUCCGCAGCAGAUGGGCAGACCACAACAUUCAGAUCCAACUCGACACCGUCGAGGAUUAUCUGAGGAAUAAUGAGCACUUCACCGGUACCAAGGACAUCGGUCUAGGUGACGUACGAUUCCCAUCAUGCCCACAUUCUCACCAACAGUUUAUGAUGCUCUUCCCUAUCUCUGCAGCGCUGGACGGCUUUCGCAAGGGCGAAUUCAGCAUCGGACCGAACACACGCCGGUGGGUGGACGCGAUGCGUCAACGACCCGCCUACAGGAACGCAAUCGAGCGGCAAAGUGAGGAGGAGGCGAAGAUUAGGGAGAGCGCUGCCAAACUCUGA